GACAUAGUUGACAGCGAGGAGAGAGGACAAGAAGUUGACACUCUGAGUUAUUCUGUCCCUGGGGAUCCAGAGGUGCUGGGGACCAAGAAGGAGGACGCCCAGGUGGUAGAAACCACAGAGAAUAGUAACUCCAUCAUGAGCUUCUUCAAGACCCUCGUUUCACCUAACAAAACUGAACCAAAAAAGGAUCCAGAAGACACGAAGGCAACCAAGGCAGACAAUGUCUGCGAUGGACACGCUGGCCAGAAGAUGGUGGAGACGCAGGCUAAGAGCAAGAAGAAACGCCUGGACAGCCCCAGGCUAGGACUGGCCUUUAGGAAGUUCUUUAGGCAUAAGGAUGCUGAAAAUUCACCUGCUACUUCAGCCAGUCUCAAGUCCGAUCAAGCGCAGGAGACCCAAGGGGCCACCAAGAGCUCAAAAGGCUGCAGCCCCCCAAGCCAUGUACCACCUGCAACAGCCAGUGACACCGCAAAAGAAGGAAGCAAGGAUAAGCAGGGGCCCACCGCCUUGCCUCUGGGAAAGCUGUUUUGGAAGAAGUCAAUUAAAGAGGAUUCACUUUCCACAGGUGCAGAGGAGAAUGCGGUGUGUGAGCCACCAGUAGAGACUGUAAAGUUUGAGGAAGUAGAGUCGGCUUUACAAACUGUGGAUCUCAAUGAAGAAGAGGCCUGGCCCGAACCCACAGAUGUAAAAGUUAAGGAAGAAAACAAACCCCGGAGGACUCCUCUGAUGGCGUUUCUCAGACAAAUG
Messenger RNA from Cricetulus griseus (Chinese hamster), 747 nucleotides. NCBI's taxonomy places the organism in Eukaryota, Metazoa, Chordata, Mammalia, Rodentia, Cricetidae. The record is from RefSeq and is a predicted model, not a curated record.